CCGGAAGCAGGCGGGUGACUGUUGGUUAGUUUGUGCUCGACAUUAUUGUUAAGGUUGUAUGGACUAUCACUGCGGACUUCAGGCUCAUUUCAAUAUAUCAAAACUGUUUAGUAAAAAAAAAAAUAAUUGCAGGCAAGUGACAUAUGCAUCGUGAAUGUGUAGAAAUAUCGAGAAAUUUUACGACGCUUGAGAAACAAGACGAGCAAUGAGCUGGACGCGGGAAGGCCGGCUGGUGAAUGGACAAAAACAUAAACAAAGCGGUAGAAGAGGAAGCAAAUGUUGAUGUAUACAUGGUUAUAUAUGAAGGCUUGCAGUUCAAUUUGGAUACAGAAGAUAAUCAAUAUCAUCAGUCAACGAAACAUCUGCAAUGGCUGCUGUGAAUUGGGAGGAUCCAUAAGGCUUGUAAUCUGUGCUACAACCCAGAGCAUUCUCUUCUGCUCGUAGGGUACAAUGGCCAACUCUGUCGCUACCCUGGUAGUCCAAACGGAGCUUCUUCCCAGCCAGACUUCCUCGUCCCUCUCUCAUUUUCCGACGCUUCUUCCCUCAGUGGAAGAGGAGGAUAAUGAUGAAGAGAAAGGUGGAGAGGAAGAGAAAGGGUCAGAAACCGCCACGCUUACAGAAGUCGAGAUGGUCACAUCGUCCACGUCUCCAGGUGCGACAGGGUCCCAAAAUCCUGAACACCCCUUUCAGUGUCUAGAUUGUGGGAAGAGUUUUAAGUGGUCUUCCAGGUUGGCACAUCAUCAGCGUAGCCAUAACAAUGAGAGGCCUUAUCGCUGUAACCUCUGCCCCAAGGCUUUCAAAGGCUCAUCCGCUCUGCUCUAUCACCAGAGGUCUCAUUCAGGAGAAAAGCCUUAUAAAUGUGAGGAUUGUGGUAAAGCAUUUAAGCGCUCAUCUCUCCUCCAGGUCCAUCGCAGUGUGCAUACUGGUUUGCGUACCUUCCAGUGUCCAUACUGCCCUCUCACCUUCAAAUGGAGCUCUCACUACCAAUAUCACCUACGCCAACACACAGGCGAGUGCCCUUACCCGUGUGACCGAUGUCCCAAAGCAUUCAAGAACUCCAGCAGCCUGCGUAGGCACAAGAACGUGCAUUUGGGUGUCAAGCCUUAUGUCUGUUUGGUGUGCAGCAAGGCUUUCAGCCAGUCAACCAAUCUAAGGCAACACAUGCGCAUACAUACGGGAGAGAGGCCAUACAUCUGUGGCGAAUGUGGUCGCAGUUUCACACACUCCUCCAACUUGGCACUUCAUCGCAACUCACACAUGGAGGUCAAGCCUCAGGGUGGGGGAAAGACAGGAAAGGUAGCUUCACGGACGAGUGUAGAGGUGGUGCUCGAGGAAGCCACGUCAGAUGAUUUAAAAGCAGUCGAAAUGACAAUAUCAGACAUGGUGGGCCUUGUGGGUGGGCAGGAAGGAGGGACAAGUCAGGUCUUCCUGUCUCGCCACGUGCCCUCCUCUCGUGCACUGUCCGCAGUUGAAGGCGGUCAGAACACCCUGACAGCCACCAGCUCCGAGCAUGUUCAGGUGAGCAUGGCAGAGUCAACAGAUACAGAUGCUAAUGUGCUGUUGUACAGCUGCGGCAGCUGCAACGAGACAUUCGGAACACAAAGACACCUGGAAGAACAUCAAGCAUUGCAUCUGCACAACCUGGGGGCAGGUAAUGGGGGUGAGGACAUCAGAGUUGAUGGUAUGGAGGCUCAGGGAGGCGGGGUUUCACUGGUUGGGAUGGCCCCCUUGUUGGCUGACUUUGAGGAGGUGGUGGAAACCACGACCGUGUCAGAGAGUGGGCAGGGGACAGAACUGCUUGGAUUGGGUAGUAUUGGGGGUGGAUCUGGGCAGGUUCAUUAUGACUUGCUCCAGACCUUCACGAGCUCUGUGGCCCAGUUGCCCUCAGAUGAUGGCGGAUCCAUAGAGGACACUACUGUGGCUGCAUUGUCUGAGUGUGCCUACUGCGGUAAAACCUUCAAGAACAGCAGCUCGAUGAGCAGACACAUGGCACAGGUGCACCCUCUGGCACUGUCCCAGUCCAGAUCUCAAUUCAGCUGCUCUGUGUGUGACCGAUCCUUCCCCCUGCUGUCAUCCCUACUUUCCCACCAGCUCUCGCACACUGAGGAGCAGAGACUGUUGGCCGAGGCAGAGGCCGAGAUAGUAUGCCCUCCCUCGCUGUCCCUCUCACUGCCCCUGUCAUCCUCAUCCUCUGCUAAGAGAGAAGGAGGGGAGGACGGAGAGGGAGAAAGGGAGAUCCAUGUCAGCCUUAUUGCAGUCACAGAAGAGGGAGAGAAGCAAGCUGUGAAAUCAACCAAUAGGGCAUCAGGGAAGGCAGGAAAAAGAGGAGGCGGGAGCAAGGGCUCUGCAGCAAAUAUCGAGAGGCCAUAUCGUUGUUUGGAAUGUGGGAAAUCCUUCAAGGGUUCUUCAGGUCUGCGUUACCACAUGAGAGACCAUACAGGAGAGAGACCGUACCGCUGCAUAGAGUGUGGAAAAAGCUUUAAGAGGUCUUCCUUACUGUCCAUACAUCAACGGGUGCACACUGGAGUGCGAGCCUUCCAAUGUCCUUACUGCCCUUUGACCUUCAAGUGGAGUUCACAUUACCAGUAUCAUUUGCGGCAGCACACUGGCGAGCGGCCCUACGUUUGCCAGGAGUGCGGCAAAUCGUUCAAGAAUACCAGCUGUUUGCGCCGACACAGCCAGUUGCAUUCGGGUCUGCGACCGCAUGCCUGCUCUGUGUGCGGCAAGUCGUUUUCUCAAACCUCCAACCUAAAGCAACAUGAGCGCACACACUCGGGCGAGAGGCCUUUCCAAUGUGCGCAGUGCCAUAAGAGUUUCACACACUCCUCCAACCUUCAGCUUCAUCUCCGCACGCACUCCUCACGCAAGGACUACAAGUGUCAGCGCUGUGGCAAAGAGUUUGUCAUGCACUCCUACCUGCAGAGGCACCUGCGGACACAUAACAGCAGCGAUACGGCCAUGUGCAUAAAGGAAGAAGGGAAAACACAUAAGAAUGGCAUUGGGACCUCAGAGAUGCCAGCUGCUACUCUGAAUCUAAAUAUGAAUGCAGCUGGAGGGCUCAGUUCCCUAUUUUCUAAUGAAGGGAAUUCCACACUCAUUCUCUCACCGUCGAAUUUGGACAUUCCUCCUAACAUGUCACAAAAUUAUUUUAUGAUCCAAACCCCUACAGGACUACAGCUGAUCCCACUGUCUAAUCCAACACCCACACAGCCUGUCCCAGAUCCUCCACCUCCUCCUCCACCACCUCCCCCUCCACCGUCCCAGAACUUCCUGCUUCUUCAAUGCCAGUCCACCAAUGGGAGCCAACCGAGUCUAAUUCUCGUUCCCACAGCGUCCAAUACAAACAGUCUUCCCGCCCCAUCAGCACCACAGCCCCUUCCCUUGGUCCAGACCAUACCAGCACUGCCACACAUAACCACUUUAGCUCCAGCCCAAACUCAGAUAUCACCGUUUCAGCCACUCCAGACCCAGCAGAGGUUUAUUUUCACCAACAACAGUGCUCCCCUCAUCACUACUCCACACACCCAAAACACGAUAGCCAGUACUAGACCAAUUCUAGGAACACUUAGCCACACCAGGAGCCCUAGAACCAGGCGUGGGCGCAGAAGUAAAACUCAGAAAUCUGGGCCCGUGGCACAGUCUGCAUCUGCCCCGGCAACUCAAGGAUUAGUCCCUUCCACUAUUUCAACAUCCACAGUUACUGCUUCUGUUGCAUCAACAACAACUUUGUCUCAGCAACAUGAUCUUCCAACAACUGCACCAUGUCUGAAUUCAGAUUCUGUGCCUGACACACCUUCCGCCCCUGCUACUGAUACUAUAUCAGCAGUGACCCCAACUACACCACCAAAGGACAGCCGCUGUAUUUUGACAUGUGACCACCAAACUGCGUCCACUGCAGAGGAGGUUGAGAAACUUCCAGAGUCACUACCAGAGAAGCGCUUUGUUCUGUGCUUCGAGAAGGAGAGUGGGCAGAGGGAGCAAGGAGACGGUGUGGAGGUGAAGGUGGAGAUGAAUGAAGGGGUGGAGGGAGAAAGGUCAUAUGUGUUACAUUUUGAAGGAGAAAGUGAACAUGUGGAAGAAGGAUGUGAAGAUAGAGGGGAGAAAUCCUACGUUCUCCGAUUUCAUUCAGAGGAAGAAAUAGAGGGGGAUGGAGAAAAGGAGAAGACUGGGAUGGUUUCUCUUAACUUGCUUCAAGAUUGGCAUGGAGCAAGAGAAAGUGAAAGAAUGGAAGGGUUUGUAGAAGGUGUUGAGAUGGAAGAGAAAGCGUUUGUUCUUCAUUUUCAAACAGAUGCUCCAAGUGAUGAAGACAUCGCUCAGAAUACUGGCUUUCCUGAAAGCUCUAGUGAAGAUUUGAGACUUUCUUGCCAUUCUGGCCAAGCCUUAAUGCCUCUUGGUGGCCAGGAGGUUAUGUUUGAAUUGGGCAGUGAAGCUAAAAUCGAUGCAGACACAGGAAGUGGGGAAAGUGUUCAAAUGAUUGCAGUAAUAGAAGGUGGAGCCAGCGGUUCUGAAACAGGGGGCAGCUUUACUAAUCCUGGGGGAGUCACUGGGACAGGAGCAGGGCAAAUGGGGAGUAUAUUUCAGUUAGAGGGAGGAGAAGGUAUUGUUAUUAUUGAGGUUAGUUCCAGCAGUUUGACAGAGGGAACAGAAGGAGUUUCGGUAGGAUUAAGGAACAUGGACAAAGAAGGCACUGCUUCACAAGAAGUGACGUCAGAAGAGCAGAAGAUACUAGAAACUGAGAGCAGACUGUCAGCCAGCGUGAAUGGGACUUAAGAAAAAGCUCAUAAAAGAACCUCAUAAUGAUGAAGCCUGUGUAUUUUUCUGACACCACACACACGGCCCUACUAACCAACGCACCCUACUAACUACCAGCAACCUGUCUCUCAUGAAACACACAGAUUUUUAAUGAUAAUCUUUUAUAAUCCAGAUGACUAAAUCUUAAAGCAGUUAUUUACUUUCAUUUGACUUUCAGCUACCAGGAGAGUGAAAUGCAGGGGGAAAUUAUGCUUUAGGGUAAAAUAAGCUUGUAGUGCAAUGGAUCUUUCUAUGUUGUCCUCUAACUUCAGUCUUUCUGCAUGUCCUGGGUACUGAGUUCCUCCUCAGCCCGUAGAGGGAGUCGUUUCAUAAACCACACACAAAAGAUAUGAUGCUUUUUCUAAACCUCUCCACUUAGUCUGAACUGAAGAGGAGUUGCUGAAGAAUGUUGGACGACUGCAAACUAAUAUGCUGUCAUGUUGACAGCCAAAGUGUAACAUGAGCAAAAAGAACUGUGAAUAUGUCUAUAGUUUGUUUAGUUUCAUUAUCAUUGUUGAUAUUAGUAAAUUAUCACGUGCAACAAUUUCUGUCACUGGUGUUGUUUUUUUUAAACGUUUAUUCUGCACUUAAGAUGAACUAAAUAAAAAAAAUGUCAAUUAAAAAACAACAAUUAAUUA
This is a messenger RNA of Tachysurus vachellii, 5429 nucleotides long. It is a transcript of the gene znf628, whose product is annotated as zinc finger protein 628. The transcript has 7 exons. NCBI's taxonomy places the organism in Eukaryota, Metazoa, Chordata, Actinopteri, Siluriformes, Bagridae. The record is from RefSeq and is a predicted model, not a curated record. Bases 451 to 4770 code for a protein of 1439 amino acids. Gene Ontology annotation, biological process: regulation of transcription by RNA polymerase II. Gene Ontology annotation, molecular function: RNA polymerase II cis-regulatory region sequence-specific DNA binding; DNA-binding transcription factor activity.